CACACACACACACACACACACACACACACACACACACACACAGACAGGCUCGAGAGUGUCCGAGGAAAGGAAAGUUCUGAUUCUGAAUGAACACGUGAUUUUAUCUGCAGAUGAUCGGAGGAGGAUUUGAUCGUCAGUGUGUGUGAGAGGCAAACUGUUGAUUUACAGGUUAAUGAUCAAUCCACCAAAAGUUUGUAUUCAGUGCAGUGAUGGAGUCUGUUGGAUACCACCAGUUCAGUUCAUCUCAGCAGGAAACUCCAGAGAUGCAUCUCAAAGCAGAACCUCCGUCCACAACCAACAGACGGAACUGGAGGAUUUACAUCAUGUUGGGGGUUUUAGCUCUUUUCCUGUUCCUGCUCACACUGACUGUCGGAAUCAAAUUCUCUCAGGUGAAUCAGCAGGUGUCGGAUGCUUUAAUUUCACUGCAAACAAUCGGUGCUUCAAUUACAGUUAGUCAGAAAGGUAGUUUACAUGCUGGGCCUACAGUAUCCCUGCCAGGGAGAGGCUUAUGUCUGAAGGACUGGUUCUUCUACAAGGACAAGUGCUACUUCAUAUCCACAGAGAGAAUGAACUGGAACAACGCUGAGAAGAAAUGUACAGAGAAGAAAUCCCACCUACUGGUGGUGAAUGACCAAGAGGAACUGGAGUUUGUAUCUCAGUUACUCGAAUGGCAAACAAGUUACUGGAUUGGAUUGGUCGAGCGGGAUGAAGAGGGGAACUGGAGCUGGGUUGAUGGUACCGACUUCAAAUCAACUGAGCAUUUUUGGGAUGAAGAGCAGCCGGAUGAUUGGGACGUGAGAGUGAACGGAGAGGACUGUGGACAAAUUCAUGCUCAGCAAGUGCCAGAUAUCUCAUCACUUCGACGGUGGAACGAUGCCGACUGUACGAUGUUUUAUAAGUUUAUCUGUGAGGGAAUACCAUGACCCCCCCAUCCUUCCCUCCCACUGUACACCUCUCACACUCUACGCAGUGUCCAGAAAUUUGUAAUAUUUGUUUGCUUUCAUUAUUGGACCAUGUAUAGUUUUGGAGAAUUGCUUUAAUUAUUUUAAUGUGUGUGAAUAAUAAUAAACUGGGGAAAAUCAAAAAAGAGGAAAUAAA
Molecule: messenger RNA, 1098 nt
Organism: Trichomycterus rosablanca
Lineage: Eukaryota; Metazoa; Chordata; Actinopteri; Siluriformes; Trichomycteridae
Product: hepatic lectin-like
Exons: 9
Coding region: 210-923 (237 amino acids)
Source: RefSeq, a predicted model, not a curated record